AUGUCGCCUCGUCGCCCUGUGGCCCCGUCGCCCUGUGGCCCCGUCGCCCUGUGGCCCCGUCGCCCUGUCAAGUCGCCUUCGCCCUGUCGUGUCUCUCCGUCGCCCUGUCAUUUUGACUCGUCGUCCGCGAGUCGUCCCGCGCAGGUAUCGCGCGCCAGCGGGAGUGCAUCAUCGAUAGCCCCACACGUGGACCUGCCCGCAUCGCCUCCGCACAUCCCCUUCCCUGUUGCCUUUCCACCUCUCCGCACAAAGUCUCGCCUCUUCCCAGCCGCAGUGCUGUUCUCGCUCUCCCUCUGCUGCGCAGCGGCGGGCGGCGGGCAACGUGUGCUGGUGGAUGCGAGCGACGUCAUCUUGACUGGAACAGGGACUGGAUCGAUAAGCGGCAGCACGUUGAGCAGCGGCAGCACGGGCGGCCCUGACAAACCUCUCGUUUUUGGAGCUGUAAGCACUGUCCCCCUCAGCAGCAGCAGCAGCAGCAGUAGCGGUGGCAGCAGCAGUGGCAGCAGCAGCAGCGGUGGCAGUAGCGGUGGCAGCAGCAGCAGCGGUGGGAGCAGCUCAAGCUCCACCAGCGAGGGGGGCACCGUGAGUUCAGGGGGCUCUGGGGCUUUACUUGUGUCAAGCGGCGGUGGAAGCAUAAACGGAGGCAGCACUGAAAUCAGCAUUGGAGGCGGCACCACUGGGAACCUCGGCAUUGGGAGCAGUGGCGCUGGGAGCAGCACUGGGAGCAGCAGCGGGGGAAGCACUGUGAGUGCGGGAGACACUGGGGGCUUACUUGUGUCGAGCGGCGGCGGAAGCAUAAGCGGAGGCAGCACUGAAAUCAGCAUUGGAGGCGGCACCACUGGGAGCCUCGGCAUUGGGAGCAGUGGCACUGGGAGCAGCACUGGGAGCAGCAGCGGGGGAAGCACAGUGGCUGCGGGAAACACUGGGGGCUUACUUGUGUCGAGCGGCGGCGGAAGCAUAAGCGGAGGCAGCACUCAAAUCAGCUUUGGAGGCGGCACCACUGGGAGCCUCGGCAUUGGGAGCAGUGGCAUUGGGAGCAGUAGCACUGGGAGCAGCAGCGGGGGGGGCACUGUGAGUGCAGUGGACACUGGGGGCUUACUUGUGUCGAGCGACCGAGCUGCCUCAGUGCUCACCUCACAAACCAACACGAGCGCCAAGUUCAACGUGGAUGUUAACAUCACAUCAGCGCAGCAGAGGGCGCUCUACAGCUUCACCGUGAUGCGCGUGCCGAGCAGCCCAGCACCUGUCUUCUCCAACUCCUCCUACCACACCACCGCGGGCCAGCUCAUAGCGGAGUUCACAUGCGUGCCCAAGCCCACCAGCACACUGGGCACCUACCGUUGCACCGCCAGUACUCUCGCCAACAUCACGGUGCCGUUCAGGCCGGUGAGCAGGGUGAAGGCGCUGGUGGAUGCGGGGUUCUUCAGCAACCCCACCGGCUUCUACUCCUCCAUCAAAGUGAAUGGUGUGGCUCUGCGUGGUGAUAUCAUCGCCUCUGUAGCUAACCUGUGA
Molecule: messenger RNA, 1512 nt
Organism: Closterium sp. Naga37s-1
Lineage: Eukaryota; Viridiplantae; Streptophyta; Zygnematophyceae; Desmidiales; Closteriaceae
Source: the annotation of a GenBank genome assembly